AUGUCUUCAACGAAUGACUAUACUACUGCCACAGACUUGACUUUGCAGCAAGCUCUCGAUGCUCAAACAGACAUGGAUAAACUUACAAAAUGUGCCAUGGAUAUGCGAAAUACACGCAUCGAUCCUUGUGAAAGUACAUCGGAUAUACCACCAAUAUUCGUCAUUAUCUUAGUCCAUAAUAAUCAGAAUUAUGAUGCCUAUGUGAAUACUCGUGUUACUGUUGGUGAUAUCUUUCGUCAAAUGGUUCAACUAAAGCUUCUUCAAGCAGCAGAUGCUGAAACGUAUUAUUUCAUGAUCGAAGAGAAAACUCAAGUAUCACUCGAUCUACCUCAAACUUUAGUCAAUGCAACUGAUGGCUCUCGUUUUCUGAUCCAACCCAAACCGACAUCAUUAGUUCCGACAGAAACAAUUUUCAUUAAAACGAUGACUGGGAAGGUAAUAGACAUUAAGGUCUGUUUGAAAACAGAUGCUAUCGCUAUGGUCAAGGAACGCAUACAAACCAAAGAAGGAAUUCCAUCAGAUCAGCAGCAACUUAUUUUCAACGGUAAACAACUCGAAGAUAAUCGCACCUUGGCAGAUUAUAGUAUUGUAAGUGAAAGUUAUAUGUACUUGGUCUUACGAUUGCGUAAACCGGUCAUUCGAAUGAGAUCGAUCAAUAAUCAAGUAAUUCGUCAUGUUAAUGUCUCUGUUGAGCUUGAUCCAAACGUGUGGAUCUUCUCAAGUCUGUAUCCGAAACCAUCAGUCACGGAUAGCAGAAAUUAUAUUCAAUGGAAUAAUAUGAAUGUCCAUCCAGAUGGAAGAAUUAUUUUCGAAAAAAACGAGGAAGACAGACGACUACGCAGUCGAUUCUAUCCAUCCGUUGAUGAUGAAACGGAAUAUCGAAUGCUGUUUUGGGAAGCUCUGACACUCACUUCAUCGCCUAACUUCCUUCAAGAGAAGAAUCUUUGUGUUCCACGUCAUGAAUUCAGUAGAAUCUUGAAUUAUCUUCUGAAGAAAAUGACUUUAUCAACGGAAGAUCGGGAUGAUUUGAUAACCUAUGUACUUCCUCAACUGGAUGAAAUUGAUCCAGAAUGUAAACGAGGCAAAGUCGUCUUUCAUUUUGUGUCUCCUAGCAUAUAUUCACAGUCGGUGCAGUUAUCAAUUCGUCCUUUACCUCAACAAUUAUUGCGCAUUUUUCUUGUUUUCGGUUUCGGAAACGAAAAUGACGAAAUCUCUACGUUAAAUCAGUUGGAAAGCGAAAUUGAAAAAGUCUCUAUGAUCGAAAGCUUAUCAAAUAGUGGAUUAAUCGUACAUGAAUGGGGUUCGAUGUUUAUCUAUUGA
Molecule: messenger RNA, 1320 nt
Organism: Adineta steineri
Lineage: Eukaryota; Metazoa; Rotifera; Eurotatoria; Adinetida; Adinetidae
Source: the annotation of a GenBank genome assembly